Molecule: messenger RNA, 2813 nt
Organism: Hypomesus transpacificus
Lineage: Eukaryota; Metazoa; Chordata; Actinopteri; Osmeriformes; Osmeridae
Gene: odad1
Product: outer dynein arm docking complex subunit 1
Exons: 16
Coding region: 772-2451 (559 amino acids)
Biological process (GO): outer dynein arm assembly; cilium movement
Cellular component (GO): axoneme
Source: RefSeq, a predicted model, not a curated record
AAUGAAUAAAUGUAAAUGUAAACAUUUUCAUUGUCAAACACAAGCCAUUCCCGACCUGUCAGCCACAAUGGCAUUACAUUCUCUUUUCUUCGUUUCUCUAGUGCUAUCAAUAUCCUCAUCCCCUGCCUCGUUCCUCUUCUCGCCCCCAUAACUUUGUCCUAACCACCGCUGCAUUAAGUUAACUUUUUACUUUACUACUCUAGCUAGCUCUUAUUACCUCCUAUGAUCCGCUAUGCUUCGUUUGACUUCUUCCUUGUGUUUGCUGGUGGAAACUCCGUUCGUUUCCACGGUUUCUCGCGCCGGUUUCACUUCAACUGCGCGCAGCCAAUGGGCUAUAAAACGUUAUCACGUAGCAUUACGGCACAGUGUUCAUGGGAAACUCAGGAAAUACUGCCAGGGGGAUAAAUGACCGAGAACCAUGCCGAGAACAGCCUUAUGUAUCAUUCAUGUAAUGCCUCAUGUAUCACCGGCGAAACUGGCUAGUGAGUUUUUAUUAACACCCGCCAAAAUGGAUUUUAACCCGCAUUUGGCGGUUUGGCGGGUGUUAAUUUAGAACCCUGGUUACAGUGGGGUCACAUACUGACAACUUACCCAAUGUGCUGGUACAUUACAUAUUUCGUUUUUUCUUUUCUUUACAGUAGAAUUUAAAGUUUUGAAUGUAGGUCUAGUGUAAGUUUUAGCGAGCGAGCAAGGAGGGUAUCUCCAACGAAGUUCCCAUUUAUCGACGUCUAUCAAAUUGGAAAAACCGGAUCUAAAACCAGUGGCCUAACCAUGCCUCGGGGAAGGUCUGCAACUAGUGUUCACUCGGACAGCAGUGAGCUGGAUCUUGACGUGAUAGCGGAGACAGAGAUGGGAAAACUUCACAGGCAGUUUCGCAUCAUGGAGGGAGACAGGCAGGCCUACAACAUUCAGUCUCAGGAACACAUCCGCAGACAACGCUAUGAGAUAGAGAAGCUGGAGAAGGAGCAAGAAGAGAUGAGGCUGGACCUGGCUGUGUGUGAGAGUGGAUCCAAGCGGCAGCAGGACACUGAGAGUGCUCUGAACCUGCACUCAAUGCUGGACCAGAAGGACCAGGUGGACGACAAGCUUGAGAGAGAGAAGCAGUUCCAGGCUGAUCUGGCGAAGCAGCUGUGUGUGGGUUUACAGAUAGCUUGCUUAGAGAGGAAGCUGACAGAGCUCAGAAGUGGGAAGGUCACCCAGAAGUCCCAGCCUCGGCAAACUCCGAAGGCCACGCGCACCCUGGAAUACAGACUGGACAGAGCGCUCGUCCGCUUCAACGAGCAGCUGACCAAGAACAGCCACCUGAGGGAAAACCUGGAGACCCUGCGGCUGGAGCGAGGCCGCUUCCUGCAGCUGCAGCGCAGGCUGAGCAAGGAGCUGCAGGAGAUUCGAAAGGAGAUCGGAGACAUGAUCAGCCUCUCCACUGCUGCCUACGAUGCCAGAGUGGAGGCCCAGUCCAAGAUGACGGUGAUGAAGGAGAAGGCUGUGAAGGACCUGGCUCAGUACAGCGCAGAGAUGAAGGAGCUGGAGAGGGUGAUCGCUCACGAGCGCAGACUCAAACAAUUCAUGACCACCAAGUGCAGUGAGAGAAGCGGGCAGGACCAGGGGCAGGACCAGGGGCGCAGGCACGAGUUCAAAGAGCAGAAGAGGAUGGACUCCAGAGAGGAGUCGAUAGAGUCGCUGGAGGAGGUCUUCCACACGAUCCAGAGUGUGACUGGAGAGGAGAACCUGGACAUGCUGGUCUCCCGCUUCAUCCAGGUCGAAGAUAAGAACUUUGCCCUGUUCAACUACGUAAACGAGCAGAACAACGAAGUAGAAGCAUUGAAAGACCAGAUCAAACAGAUCCACGGUGAGAUGGAGCAGUAUGGAGUGGAGGAACUGAAGCAGGACAGGGAGCAUCAAUCUCUGUUGAGGGAGACAGACGAGCACCAGAAAUCCUCUGAGUCUGAGGCACUUGGGUAUGAAGCUCAGACCAGCACUGUGAGCAAGACCCUGGACCACAUAAAGACAGGAGUGAACAGCUUGUUCCAGGAGAUGGAUUGUGACCGCUCGGUCAUUGAGGAGAUGCUGGGUUCCUCGGCUGGGAUCAGGGAGAACAACAUCAUGAGCUACCUGAGCCUGGUGGAGCAGAGGACCAAUGAGAUGCUCACCAUCCAGGCCUUCCUCAGCUCCAGGGACCUGGAGAGAGAUUAUGACCCUAAAGAUUUGGCUCGGUUCCUCCUGGGUCAGAAUCCAGAGAUUCCCAGACAAAACGUAGUCAUUCAGCCCCUACUCACCGGGGUCGAUUAUGACACAGAGGAGUCUCUUCUGACGGAUGAGGAGGAGAGACCUCUCUCUAAGAGGGAAAUACGCCAGAGGAUCUUAACAGGGGUUCUGCGUAAGGAGGACUCAGUCCGUCCGGCUGGAGGGAGAGAUACCAAAGGCCACAGGAACCGCUCCCUGGUGCCCUGAGUCUGCAUGCAACCCUGGCUGUACGGGGACCGGAGCCUGGCAGGGCAGGUGGGCAGCACAGGUCAUGUGCACUAUCAGCCCUCCUCCAUCUAUCGAUAGGCCCUGUAGAUGUGGACUCGAUUUAGAUCGAAACACAACACUUUUUGUAGAACAUUAAGGCCUCAGCGAUAGGAACCAUGUGUCACAAAAAGCUAAGAUGUAGAAAUAUUUAGGUAUGAUUUCACUUUUUAGGUGUAUUCUUCCAUUAAAAUUAAUUAUAUGAAGCCUCAUCACGGUCUGUUACAAUACUGGGAUUUGUUACUGUAAGCUUGAACUCAUUAGGUGAGGAGACACGAAGGGAUCUAAUAAAGUCUGUUAGCUUA